Molecule: messenger RNA, 2561 nt
Organism: Scylla paramamosain (green mud crab)
Lineage: Eukaryota; Metazoa; Arthropoda; Malacostraca; Decapoda; Portunidae
Product: E3 ubiquitin-protein ligase SIAH1B-like
Exons: 9
Coding region: 657-1337 (226 amino acids)
Biological process (GO): proteasome-mediated ubiquitin-dependent protein catabolic process; multicellular organism development
Cellular component (GO): cytoplasm
Molecular function (GO): ubiquitin protein ligase activity; ubiquitin conjugating enzyme binding
Source: RefSeq, a predicted model, not a curated record
AUGGAGGGCACUUCACCCACUUAGUGUCCUCACCCAACCACUUCAUUUAUUGGUUUAAUGUUGUGUCUAGCAUCUGUUCCUAGAAACAGUGUGAAAGGGCUUCACAGGCACCAGUCAGCUGCUUAGAAACAGUCUGGCUGGGGAACAUAUUAGAGUGAUAGUGAUCACAGAUUCCAUUUCUGCCUUAGGAACCAUACAUCAGUAGCAAAUAGUGCUCAUUUAUGAGUCAUGCGUCACCAACCCAGCAUCAUCCUUAAGCAGAGGGAGAAUACAGAGCCUUUAGUAUGAUAGAAGACACAAAGACUUACUUAUAUGAGACCAGCCACCACCACUGUUGGCAUAUGAAUACAGCUGGUGUUCAUAGCCAUCACAGGUUCACAAAAGGUACAUAAUACCUAACUCAAGCUCAGCCUACAUGAGUGAUGCAUCACCACUGCAAACUUUGUACCAAAGAAAAAUUAUGAUUAUGUUUAUAUACUAAUUUUGAAAUUAAAAGAUAUACAGAACAAUGGUAAACUUAGUAAAAAAUUAUGAGAUUCAGAAAAAUCUUAAGCUGAAAUACUUUUGACGUCACCACUUGAGACUCGGGCUGCUCCGCCACUCUGCUCCACACGGACAAGACGGAACAUGAAGACACCUGUGAGUUCCGGCCGUACAUGUGUCCCUGUCCCAGUGCCUCUUGCAAGUGGCAAGGCUCCCUCGAGCAGGUCAUGCCACACCUCAUGAGCGUCCACAAGAGUAUCACCACUCUCCAAGGAGAGGACAUUGUGUUCUUGGCAACAGACAUCAAGCUGCCAGGUGCAGUGGACUGGGUCAUGAUCCAGAGUUGCUUCAGCCACCACUUUAUUUUGGUGCUGGGGAAGCAAGAGAAGUUUGAUGGCCACCAACAGUUCUUUGCCAUUGUGCAGCUCAUUGGGUUCAGGAAACAGGCUGAAAACUUUGCAUACAGCAGCUUCUCCCUGCACCGAGCACCGCCAAGCAGCACCAGAGAGGCACGAGUACGUAAGAUUCCUCAAGACCUCUUCAUCGACAUUGUAGAGUCUCUUCGCCAACACCGAGGACAGCACCGCCUGCCUGCCACCUCCCUUGGUCUUCAAGGCUCGUCAGUUCAAGGACCAUCUCUCUCUGCCAAGUUCGAGUGGGAUCUGACACUUGGGGACGAGGAAGGCUCGUCACUUCAAGGACCAUCUCUCUCUGCCAAGUUCGAGUGGGAUCUGACACUUGGGGACGAGGAAGGCUCGUCACUUCAAGGACCAUCUCUCUCUGCCAAGUUCGAGUGGGAUCUGACACUUGGGGACGAGGAGGAGUAUGUGCCGGUGGUGGCCAUCAUGACUUAAGGCUCGCGCUGCUCCGCCACUCUGCUCCACACGGACAAGACGGAACACGAAGACACCUGUGAGUUCCGGCCGUACAUGUGUCCGUGUCCCAGUGCCUCUUGCAAGUCGCAAGGCUCCCUCGAGCAUGUCAUGCCACACCUCAUGAGCGUCCACAAGAGUAUCACCACUCUCUAAGGAGAAGACAUUGUGUUCCUGGCAACAGACAUCAAGCUGCCAGGUGCAGUGGACUGGGUCAUGAUGCAGAGUUCCUUCGGCCACCACUUCAUUUUGCAGGGAAAGCAGUGACAGAAUUCUUCCAACCCAGCUGUGUUUCUCAUACCUCUUGAGAAGCAUUGAAGUAAAUUAAUGUAUAUUUAUAGGAUCUCUCAUGAUUGGAAUUGAAUGGACCAAGACGGAGACUCACCUGGGAAGCCACGCCCCGAUCCAUACACAAAGGCAUCCAAUCAGCCAUCAUGAACUCAGAUUACCUGUAAGAUGGAGGAAAUGUUGUCAACUUAGAGAAAACAUAGUUUAUGAAUCCUAGACAAAUCUUUCCUUCAAAACUUAUGUUCAGAGACAAAAUUCCUAGACAACUUUAUGCUACCAAGUGUCACUGUCAAGACACUCAGCCAAUCAUGGGGAAAGUAGAGUGUGAAAAUGCCUCUUAUAUUUUGUGGAAAUUUUUAUAUUCAUGGUGCAGUUUAGUCAUCUCAUGAAUAGAUAACCAGAGAUGAUUAGCUACUUGAAUCACACACUAUUGGCUUUGUCCUUGUUAUGUAAAAUUUCUAGCAGUCAUUCAUCAUUGGUCUCUAGAGAUUGACACACGUCACGUUCUCUUUUAACAAACUAUUAGAGGGAUGUGUUGUGAAUGUACAUUAGCAACUAGCACUACUAACACUGGCUAAGCCUAUUAGAGAAUUGACGGGGCAUUAUAUGAUCUGCCUGAGGAUUACAAAUUAAAGCUGAAAAAAGAUUUCAUUCUUUAGUUUGUGGUAUUAAAAUUGUUUCUUAAAUUUGUCCGUAGAAAGAUUUAGUACAUAUGUUGCAUCAUUUAUUUUAGGAGUAAUUGUUCUAUUUAUUUUACUAACAUAGUUUCAUUUAAAAAGAAAGCUUAUGUACAUAUGACAUUUUUUGUGCUCCUUUUAAAAGCUUUUGUUAUCUCAUGGGAGUCAAAGCAAAUGCAUAUAUAUGUACUUUAUUUUGUGGUCAAGUAAGACACACCAUGAAAAAUGUGUGGAAAUCUCA